This is a messenger RNA of Branchiostoma belcheri (Belcher's lancelet), 5423 nucleotides long. RefSeq lists its product as uncharacterized. Lineage: Eukaryota; Metazoa; Chordata; Leptocardii; Amphioxiformes; Branchiostomatidae. The coding region runs from base 1 to 5250 and encodes 1749 amino acids. Gene Ontology annotation, cellular component: cytoplasm. Gene Ontology annotation, biological process: apoptotic process; proteolysis. The record is from RefSeq and is a predicted model, not a curated record. The transcript is spliced from 14 exons.
AUGGGGGCUGAGAACAUCACGGGACAUCGUGAAGACUUAGGGAUGUCGACAAAAGAAGGAGACAGCAGUGUUCCACUCGAAAUACAGCUGCGGGGUCCUGGAAUGCAGCAGCUGUACUCCCAGGCCUGCCGCCAGGGGGCGCGACCGGUGCACAGCGUGCGCGGUCUUGUGGUUGGUCAGUUCAGAUCCGGGAAGACGUGUGUCGUCAGGAGGCUGACGGGAGAGAAGGCUGUGGAGAAUGAACCGAUAACAGACGGCAUCGAGAUUUCACCCAGCGUGAAGACCAAGACUUGGCGGAAGAGGAGCCAGACGAAUUCAAGGAAACCAUGGCAGAACGAUUGGCAGAACAACAAGAACGGGACAAACCACGCACCCGGACAUCUUCAGGAGCCCAAGGAGCAGUCAGGAAAAAGUCUGCAGAGUGACGUGACGGUUCUGCAGCAAACACAAGACAUACCGGAUGAUGUCAUAACAAAAGCCAAAGAGCGACUCCAAGGUGGCGUGACCGAGGAGCAGCUUGGAACAGCCGAACACCCGCGUAUCUCCCUCUGGGACUUCGGCGGCCAGGCCACGUACUACGGCUCGCACCAGUGCUUCUUCACGUACCGCGGGAUCUACAUCCUGGUCAUGUCACUGCUGCAGAAGCUGUCCGACCCUGUUCCUGAUCUGGACUACAAGGCGACAGCGGACAAUCUCGUAACUGGAAGAGACUACUUGGACCACUGGCUGCACUCAGUCCGCACACACACCCUGGUGCACGGGCGGGAGCAGACAGGAGAGCCGUGUGUCGUUUUGGUCCUCACGCACAAGGACAGAGUCGAUGAGUCGGACAUUGAGGAGUACAAGAAAGACGUACGUGAUCAUAUCAGUGAUAAGGCCGCCGGUAAACACGUCUUACCUAAGAUAUUUUUCAUCGACAACUUCAACGAGGACAACAGCGACAUUGACGAGCUCCGAGAAUAUCUCCGUGAGGUGGCGAAGGGUCUGUGGUUCAUGGGUCAGGAGGUGCCGAUGACUUGGCUUCAUCUGAAGUCCAAACUGAUGGACAAGAGGAGAGAGGACGACCCAUUCUGCCGUUUCCAAGAUGUCGUAGAUCUGGCCCGGAGUGAUGACGUGGGCAUCACGGAUGACAGCCAUGUUGCCGACAUUUUGACCUUCCUACACGACCUUGGUGACAUCAUCUUCAUCAACGAACCUGUUCUCCGUGAUCACGUGGCCCUUCGACCCCAGGUGAUGAUUGACGUCUUCAAGACCAUCAUCACCGUCCCGGAGUACCAACAGGACAGGAGCACGGAUGGGGAGGUUGCCGAGAUGUGGAGGAGGCUGGAGACGGAAGGCAUCCUCAGUGACAGGUUGUUGACAAUCAUCUGGACCAAAGCAGAUCAGAAGAUGCAGAAACCCUUUCUACUGCGGCACAAGUACUUCCUGAAGAGACUGAUGGAAAAGUACUACCUACUCUGCAACGUCACGCCGAUCGGUGAGUUUGAUGACACUUCGGGUGAUCCUGAGAAAGAAGAGAUCUACUUCGUACCAUCUCUCCUGGCCACAAAGCCUGACGACAGCACCUUGUAUCCUGGGCACAUGAGAAGAUACCGGCAUCCUCUGUAUGUCGUAUUCGACAACAUGUUCCUCCCAAGUGGCAUGUUCUAUCGUCUACAAGCCAUUUGUGUGCGCAGGUUCGGUCUUCAAGAGUCCCACGUGUUCGCCGGCUGCGGCCGCUUCCCUACCGACGAUGUAAAGCAACAGUUCGUGGUAACCAAAGUGAAGCACUACCUGAAGGUGGAGCUUCUGUCGGCUGAAGCUGAAGAUCAGCCAGUAUUCACACAGGCCCUUCCUAUUAGAAAGUUCCUCAGCAGUUGUCUCUUUGAGAUCAAGGAGAAGUGGAUCCCGUCCAUCCAGUAUGACUGGUGCUUUGGGGAGGAGUCAGAAAAAGGAACAGGAACACCAGUAUUCUACCCACUGUCUGACAUCGGGCAAGAAACGGCAACGGGAUCCAGUCGUUUUCCAGAAGACUUCAUCAAUGUCUGGAUACGUGGCAGAAAUGAUACGACAACGUUCUGUGCAGAAAACUCAGGUGGUUCCGGACCCGUGAUGAUAGAGCCCACGCUGAACCCAGACGCAGUCCACACGAUCGGUCCUGUCCUGGACUGUAUGGAGACCUGCAGAGGGCUGAGUCUGGCGCAGUGUGAUCGGAUCAGACACGAGCUCACAUCCGUCAGCAGGUUCAAAGAGUUGGUUGCCAACGUCAACAGGGCCGGAGACAUGUGCCGUCGCUUGCUGGGAGCGUCCUUGGACGUUUGUCUGCCUGAGAGAGCACCCAUGUUCCCCAGGGAAGAGAGAGGGAACGAAAUUGUUCUCCUACACACCGGAGAUUACAAUGACAAGCUCACCCAGCCACUGUUGAAACAGGCAGCCCAAUCGUCCAGCAGGUACGGUGUAACAGUGUCUGAAGACGUCAUCGAACCAGGAGAAAUCAUCACAGACAAACUCCUGCACCAUCUUCUCCAACGGAACGUCAGGAUGGUCGUACCGAUCAUCACACCCCAGACUCUCCACAGCAGGCACUGGUCAACGCUCGGGUACGAAUUCUGCGUACAGAACAAGAACCUGGUCUUUCCGGUCUUCGCCUACCCUGAAGGAACCAGAGAGCGUUUGCUAGAGGUGCUCGGCAGACGCUGUGCGGCGAUGUUGGAUAUGGCAUCAACGGAAGUACCAAUGACUGAAGAACCACUGUCCAGAACCAAAAUUGGUCUCGUUUCAGCAGAUAUCCUGAGGAAGGUCGAAAUGCUGCCCGUUGAUGACGCCUUAACAAAGGCUUUCUCAGCUGUGACCCCGGUACUGACCGUGCACCAGGAAAAGGAGGAGGACUUCUUAGAGCCCGUGAUAGUCACCCUGCCGUGGGCAUGGAAGAAGAGCGACUGCGGCACAGAUAAGACCGUCAUGAUGAAAAGGAAGUCAACUCCUCCUCAGUGGUCUUUGCUUAGGACAGGGUUUCAAGAGACAGAGGACGCAGUCACAUUCACAACUAGACACUUCUGCGGCAUGGCCGGUGCCAAGGAAAGUGGCAAUGGCGGAGAAAGUUCGACCUCGAUCCCAGAAAGCCAGGAUGAGGCAUCCAAUCUGGAAACAGAAAAGGGAACCAUCUCAAGAGAAACAGGAAACCAGGAUGAGGCAGCCAAUCAGGAAACAGAAAAGGGAAGCAUCUCAAGAAAAACAGGAAGCCAGGAUGAGGCAGCCAAUCAGAAAACUGAAAAGGGAAGCAUCUCAAGAGAAACAGGAAACCAAGAUGAGACAGCCAAUCAGGAAACAGAAAAUGAAAGCAUCUCAAGAGAAACAGGAAAACAGGUUGGCAAUCAGAAGGCGGAUGAAAGUAUAUUAAGAAAGCCAAAUGUAACAUCAGCAUUCUCAACUGCAGUCGCAACUGAAGCAUUCCAGGAGUGUUGGAACAGGUACACUGAAGACAAAGUGUACCUCAUAGUAAACCCAAACCAGGCAACAACAGACAAUAACUGCAUCCACCUCAUGUGUGUUCACAAGGACGACGACCCAAACGACUUUUUCCAAGCUGAGAAUAUGCGGCCUCUUCCACCGUUCAAACAGCGCAUCGUCAUGGGCAUGGAAGAAAUGAUAGACGCCAAGUUUGAUGAAGAAAAAGAGGUCAUUGGGGAUUCUCGUGAUCUUAGGGAGGGUAUCAUCUUCUUCUUCCCACCAGCUGACUGCAACAGGUGGUCCGUUGGACUGAUUCUGAACAAUCCGAGCCAAAACAAAAAGAUGUACCAAGGAGCUGUCCAUUUCAGACGACUUUCUGAGUCCGGAGUACAAGUAACUGACCUGAGGCGCCGGAUCCCAUCAGCAACAGUGUACCUUUUCUACGAAGAUGAGGCUACCAUGGAUCAGCAGAGAGGUGGGGCCGGGAUCUCCAUGAGCGAGGCGUUCGAAAUAAAACCAAAGAAAGGUGGAUCGACAAAGUCUCAGGCGUGGCACGAAGGCCAGUCCAGUGACAGGGGUCAAUCGAUACUGCAAGAGGUAACGUCUGUUAUGAUGGUUAACGAUGAAUACGGCAUGUCUCAUGGAGGUACUGCUACCACGAACCGUCAGGUGGCGCAGUUUCUGAAACGACAUGGUGCUACAGUUCAUGCUACGGCUUUGCAAGCGUCUGAAGAAGACAAGAGGUGUGCCACAGACGAUGGUGUCAUUUUGCAUUUGCCUGUUCAAAAUCCCAGGGACAAGAGGACGCCAUCUUUGGAAUGGAUAACCUUUGACCACAACAGUCGCUACCCAGGCAUACCACAGGAUCUAAAGUGCAUUGUGGGUCAUGUAGAUGUUACAAGUGGAGCCGCAAAGAGCCUACAAGAGAGCCGCUGUCAACAGGCAAAAUUGGUCCUUUUCAACCACGAUAUGCCAGAAGAGACGGAGUACUACAAGGGAUCUAAAAAAUCCCUGGCCGCGGGGAAGAAGAUGAAAGACAUCCUCGAAGAUACAAAGAAUGCAGAUGCCGUGUUCUCCUUGGGAAGAAGAAUUUACGACUACUUCGAGACGAAGUACAUGGCACUUGGAGAUAGCAAACCACGCCAGCACUUCUUAUUUCUCCCAAGACCAUCCCCAGUGUUUGAAGCCAUCUCUGUUAGACCAGGAGCAGGGGAGAAAGUCGUGCUGACUGUCGGGAGAGUGACCGAAGUGGACAAGCUGAAGGGCCAUGACCUGGUAGCACGGGCGUUGGGGGAGGUUGCAGAGAAGAUCACAAACGUCAGAUUAUGUGUUCGCGGGAUAGAUGAAGAAGGCUAUGAAGCGAGCAAGAGAAUCCUUGAGGAGAACCUGCACAGUGGUAAGAUCAAACCCACCCUGCUGCCACGUGGAACCCAGGAGGACAUAGCUCAGGACAUGCAGCAGGCUCACCUGGUCCUGAUGCCGUCCCGUGCCGAGCCGUUCGGACUGAUCGGUCUGGAGGCCAUCGCAGCAGGGAUCCCGGUACUCAUCUCUGACAAGUCCGGACUAGCAGACAUGAUCAGGGACCUGAUUGAGGAGGGGAAGUGCCCUGCAGACAUGAGGUACAGGAUCGUGGAAACCAGCGUGAGGGAGGCCGACCUAGAUGUGACUGCAAAAGAAUGGGCAAAGAGAAUCAUGGAUACGUUCAAACACUCUAAACAUGAAUUCGACAGAGCAGCAGUGUACAAGAAGGAGCUUCUGAAGUCCAAGUACUGGGAAGAGUCGCACCAAAACCUGCUGAGGGUCUGUGGGUUAAUUGACUGACUCUAGGUCGCGUCCUCUCCUCCACGUGUUGGAUUCUUUAUUGCUGGUUCUGGUCCACAUAAUCUUAAUGAAUCAGUAAUGUAUGUAUGUGUUCCAAAGAGUUCUUGAAUAACUUGACACUGACCUCAUCUAUCACUUGCUGAUGUACAUAUUUGAAAUUGUACAUGACAUCG